GGUGCAAAGGUUUAGAGCAGAGCACAGCAGCUCGCAGGAGCAGUUAUAUCGAUCGAUUCGAAGUGGAGUUUGAGCUCGACAGGUUUCAUCCCCCGGUGCGGGGGCGAGAUAGAGAAGGAAAGAGAGAGGGAGAGAGAGAGAGAGAGAGAAUGAGAAAGAGAGAGAGAGAAAACAUGGAGAACCGGAAUGGGGAGAGAUUUCGGAGAGGUGAAGAGGGCCGCGUGUAGCGAAAGCUCCCCUUAUAAUCAGACACAGCCAGAUAGGCCGGUCAGCUGCCCGGGCACGAAUCGCUCUCGCGCUGCUUGAUCAGUCAUCCAAGUUCGAUUGUGUUUAAUCGCUCGUCUCUAUUUGUUCAUCUUCGUGUGAUCUUUUUUCUUCUUUUACUCGAUAUCAUUCACUUCUUCCUAUCUCUCCUCUUCUUCUUCUUUUUCUUCUUCUUCCGGAUUUCCGGGUGUCUCAUAACCGCGGCUUGGAUUUGCCGCGUGUCGACCUUGAAAAAGUGACAGUGCGAGUUUCUCGAUUUCGGCGAGCUCCUCUGUCAAGGCUGGCAGGACAAAAAUAAAGAGACGCAUAGAAAGUUUGCUCACCAAGGAAAAUUCGAUAGCUAUGAAGAAAAGAAGAAAUUAUUAAUAUCACGGCGGAAGAUCGUUUAUUAACAAUGGAAGAGACAUCCUCCAGAAUGCGUCCUUAUCUUGACUGGGAUAAUGAAGACAAAUACUCGGUAGCGAAUAGUCAAGUGCCCUUGCAGAAUGGCGAAGACGAUCAUCCGGAACGUGGAAACUGGACAGGAAAAUUCGACUUUCUUUUGUCUCUUCUGGGAUACAGCGUAGGUCUCGGGAAUGUCUGGAGAUUUCCAUAUCUUUGUUAUUCGAACGGCGGUGGUGCUUUUCUGAUACCGUUCACCGUGAUGCUUAUCAUCGCCGGAUUGCCUCUUAUGUUCAUGGAGCUUUCCUUAGGACAAUAUGCUAGCCUUGGGCCCGUGGCAGCUUACAAGCAGUUUUGCCCUCUGCUUCGUGGAUUAGGAUACGGAAUGGUCCUUAUUAGUUCCGUUGUCAUGCUUUAUUAUAAUUUAAUCAUUGCUUGGACACUAUAUUACAUGUUUGCCUCGCUUAUUGGUGGUUGGGAGUUACCCUGGAGCAAAUGCGAAAAGGAAUGGAGCAGCGAGGAUUGCUUCAUGCCGGACACUGCCGAGGCUUGUGUCUCUCAAAAUGCUAUUUAUUUCAAAGGGAAAUGCCUCAAUUCAACUCAAAUAACUGCAAUGGGUUUGAUUAUCGAAAAUGUGACCGGCGCUAUCAGAAGACCACCAGCUGAGGAAUACUUUCACAAUCACGUUUUGGGAAUCAGCAGUGGGAUCGAAGAGACUGGAUUAAUUCGACCGUCUAUGGCGGCCUGUCUUUUCCUGGCAUGGAUCAUCGUGUUUCUCUGCCUGAGUAAAGGUGUGAAUAGCUCAGGCAAAGUCGUAUACUUCACCGCUCUUUUCCCUUAUGUUGUCCUGAUCGCCCUUUUUAUUCGUGGAAUCUUACUUCCUGGUGCUAACGAGGGUGUACUCUUCUAUCUGACUCCCGAUUGGAAGAGGCUGACGUCUGCCAAAGUAUGGGGAGACGCCGCCGUUCAAAUCUUUUUCGCUUUGAGUCCGGCCUGGGGAGGUCUGAUCACCUUGAGCUCGUAUAACAAGUUUAACAAUGACUGCUACAAGGAUUCCUUAAUCGUGGCGAUCAGCAACAUCGGGACUUCCUUCUUCGCCGGCUUGGUGAUCUUCUCGGUAAUCGGUUUCCUUGCUCACGAGCUCGACGUACCGGUGGCGUCGGUGGUAGAUGAAGGCGCCGGUUUGGCAUUUAUCGUUUAUCCGGAGGUCGUGGCUCGUCUGCCGAUCGCACCUGUCUGGUCAGUACUCUUCUUCAUCAUGCUGCUCACCUUGGGCCUCGAUUCGCAGUUCGCUCUUAUGGAGACUGUUACCACAGCAAUACUCGACGGCAUUCCAUCGUUAAGAAACUACAAGAUUUGGGUUGUCCUAGGGGUUGCGGUGAUCGGCUACGCUGGUGGCAUUAUUUUCACCACCAAUGCUGGCAUGUACUGGCUGCAGUUAAUGGACAAGUAUGCGGCUAAUUGGUCCGUCCUGUUGAUCGCCAUAAUCGAGUGUAUUCUCGUGGCAUGGGUGUACGGUGCGGAUCGCUUUCUGAAUGACAUCCAACAGAUGAUCGGACCCCGAAGUCGUUUAUGGAGAUUCUUUUGGACGUGGAUGUGGAAGGUCGUCACGCCCGCCGCCCUGUUCUUUAUCUUCUGUUUUAAUUGGGUGGAAUACGAGCCGCUCAAAUACGGAACUUACGUCUAUCCAAAGUGGGCGGACAUAUUAGGUUGGGUCAUCAGUAUGCUUCCUAUUCUAGUAAUUGUCGCGUUACUUAUAGAUCAGCUGAAAGGAUGUCGGCGAUCACCUUAUGAUAACGAUGACGAAGAUGACGAUAACGACGAGGACGAUGACGACGAUGAUGAUGAGUUAGACAAUAAUGAAUCUUGUCAAAAAGUUGAAAAAAAGGACAAGACUAAGAAUAAGAACGUUUGGAAGCGCAUAAAGAUAUUGUUGCAACCGACGUCCAAUUGGGGUCCGGCGUCGCGAAAUUCUUUGACACCUUCCAGAACUUUGACACCUUUAUCAGCAAUCCCAGGAACGUACGAUUCGGUGCGGGAUACGAUCAUCUUGGUGAACGGUCAACCGAUGAUGGUGCAAUCACCAAGCGUCAUUCCAACUGUUCAGAAACUUCCAGGCCCGUCGAUCCUAAAGAACUCUAGCAAGACCGAUCUGAUUACCUCGCAGCAAGUCUGACAAGACACGUUAGUUUCACAUCCGAUUAUGAAUUCUUAGAAGAACCAUGCUGAGAAGUCAGUGUGCCUAAUAUAAAGUAAGCAUAUUUUUGAAAUGAACAAUCUUACAUUGUCAAUACGAGUUCUAUUUACGAGAAGUAUAAAUUAAAAAAUUUUUUUUAAUUAACAUAUUACUAUAUAAUUUUUCAUUGGAUAUAAUUUUUACAAUUGAUUGCGUCAAGAAAGGGUGUUAAAUGGACUUUUUAUUAAUUAUAUGUAAUUUAUUAAUUAAUAUUUAUAAAAAAAAUUCUUUAUUCUUCCGUGAUAAAAUAAGCAACUUUGUUAGAAUAAAUGAGUCAACAUUUAUCAAAUAAUUCCUUGAUAUUAAUGGCGAAAUUUAAAUAGAUAUUAAAAUAUUGAUAUUAAAAUCUUAAUGGCCAAGGAAUGUUGUAAAAUGUUACGUGAAACUAAAAAAUUGAAAAAAACUAUGAAAAAUGAUAUAGGGAAUAUUAUUAUUUAAAGAGCGAUAUUCUGUCAUCCAAAUGCAAUGAAAGUAUUAUUACACAAAAAACAAUUGUGUCACAAUAGAGAAAUAUUUAUUUUUG
This is a messenger RNA of Pogonomyrmex barbatus (red harvester ant), 3404 nucleotides long. RefSeq names its product sodium- and chloride-dependent glycine transporter 1. Gene Ontology annotation, cellular component: plasma membrane. The record is from RefSeq and is a predicted model, not a curated record. Gene Ontology annotation, biological process: amino acid transport; sodium ion transmembrane transport; nitrogen compound transport. Gene Ontology annotation, molecular function: glycine:sodium symporter activity. NCBI's taxonomy places the organism in Eukaryota, Metazoa, Arthropoda, Insecta, Hymenoptera, Formicidae.